Pyrus x bretschneideri (Chinese white pear) is the source of this 3042-nucleotide messenger RNA. RefSeq names its product putative pentatricopeptide repeat-containing protein At1g12700, mitochondrial. The transcript has 4 exons. Gene Ontology annotation, molecular function: protein binding. The coding region runs from base 90 to 2003 and encodes 637 amino acids. The record is from RefSeq and is a predicted model, not a curated record. NCBI's taxonomy places the organism in Eukaryota, Viridiplantae, Streptophyta, Magnoliopsida, Rosales, Rosaceae.
UAAACCUAAGUUGUUUAGCUGCUAAAACGCACCAACUCCACAAAAACGAAGCAGCAUUUGCUGAAGCUCUUCUGCUUUGAACCGCUCCGAUGAGCUCCCCGGUGGCUACUUCAAAAUCCAAGCUAUCAUCUUUCUUCACAAACCCACAAAAACCCACAUCCCCAAAUCCCAAAACUCCAACCAAGCUUUCACCUUUCUUUGUCCCGACGAACCAAUCCUCACAACCCACUUCUCCAAAUCCAAAAUCUCCACCAAAAACCCCAAUUCCCAAUCUCCCAAUCCAAACCCCACUUCAGAAAUUCCUCGAAUCCAACUGCAAGUCGGGUAAUUUCACUCUCUAUGAAGCUCUGCAAUAUUUUAGUCACAUGAUUCGAAUGCAACCCACUCCUCCAAUUUCUUCAUUCAAUCUUUUAUUCAGUGGACUUGCAAAAAGUAAGCAUUUCUCUCAAGUUUUUCCACUUUACAAUGCAAUAAUAUCAGCUGGGUUGGUGCCAAAUUUCAUUACUCUUAAUGUUUUGCUUAAUUGCUGCUGUACUGCGAAUCGGGUUCGCGAUGGUUUUGUGGUCAUGGGGAGUCUUUUUAGGAGGGGAUUUCUACCAAGCACUGUGAGUUAUACUUGUUUGGUUAAAGGGUUGUGUAGGGAGGAUAAAAUUUUUGAGGCAACAAGGUUGUUUGAGAAAAUGGUAAAGUUGGGGUGCCAUCCUAAUGAGUUUACUUUUAGUACGUUGAUUAAAGGGUUGUGUCGAACGGGCAACGUGAACGUUGCGCUUAGGUUGCAUGAAGGAAUGGCUAAUGGAAGUGGUGCUUAUAGUGUUGGUUGUAGGCCGAAUGUGUUUACUUAUGCGACCAUCAUUGACGGGAUGUGUAAAGCCGGGUUGGUAGAUAAGGCGAAAGAACUUUUCAUAGAAAUGAAAGGUAGAGGGAUUGUUCCUGAUGUGAAUGUAUAUAGUUCUUUGAUACACGGUCUGUAUUACAAUGAGAAAUGGGAAGCAGCGAAAGCUAUGUUAAGUGAGAUGGUGGAUCAGGGUGUCCAGCCUAAUUUGGUAACAUUCAAUGUGUUGAUAGGAGUAAUUUGCAGAAGGGGAAAUGUGAAAGAAAGUAGUGACUUGUUAAAAUUGAUGAUUCGUAGAGGCAUAGAUCCGGAUAUAUUUACCUACAGCAUUUUGAUUGACGGCUUGUGUUUGGUGGGUAGGCUUAAUGAAGCAAGAGAGCUCUUUCAUUCUAUCCCAAGCAGAGGUUGUGAACCUGGUGCCAUUAGCUACAAUGUGUUGAUCAAUGGAUACUGCAAACAUAAGAAGAUACUGGAAGCUACCAAUUUUUACAAGGAAAUGAUUAACAAAGGAGUUCGGCCAACAAUAAUAACAUAUAAUGCCUUAUUAACUGGUCUUUUUCAGAUGGGUAAAGUUCAGGAUGCACAAGAAUUGUUUAGUGAGAUACGAACUCAGAAUCUGUUACCAAAUUCAACUACAUAUACAAUAUUCAUGGACGGGCUUUGCAAAAACAAUUGCCUAACAGAGGCGAUGGAAAUUUUCCAUACUUUAGAAAAUAGCAACUUCAAGCUUGGAGUUGAAAUGUUUGGCUGCCUUAUUGAUGGGUUAUGUAAAGCAGGAAAGCUUGAAAUUGCUUGGGACCUAUUCCACAAAAUGUCAAAUAGAGGCCUGGCGCCGACUGUUGUAACAUAUUCCAUGAUGAUCCAUGGGCUCUGUAUAGAUGGGCAACUGGAAAAGGCAAAUGAUUUGUUUUUAGAAAUGGAAGGGAAGGGGUGUGCUCCAAACAUCAUCACUUAUAAUAUCCUCAUGCGUGGUUUCUGCCAAAAUGAUGACUCGGCAAAAGUGGUUGAACUUCUCCACAAGAUGGCAGAAAGAAAUCUGUCACCAGAUGCCAGUACAGUCUCCAUUGUCAUAGACCUACUGUUGAAGGAUGAAAAGUAUCGUAAGUGUCUGGACUUGCUUCCAACAUUUCCUGCCACUAGCCGGUGCAAGAUGACAUGUUUCAAGAUGUGAAGGUGCAUUGCUAUGGUCUUAAACUCAAAGCAAAAACUUCAGUGGUGGGGUGACUGGGUUUGUAUGAGGGCAGAUCACAUGGAUGGUGUAAUGAUGGAUUGAAGAUGCAUUCAACUGCAGUGCUUGUGCAACUCCUCUGAAUCAAGGUUGCAAAGAAAGAAGACCUAGAGCAGCAUGCUUGUGCGUGUCAAAGUUGCAUUUUUCACCUGGUAUUGCAGAUUAUGACGUGGUGUUACUGUUCUAUGAAUGUCACUCCAGUGUUAAUCUUUUGUAGAGAGAACAUGAUCCGCAGAGCGUGUAGUAACCAGUCCUGUUCUACUUCACAGUUUUGUAAUACAGGAAGGGAGAUUCGAGCUUGGGUGCAAAUCGGAGACUGCUCUAGCCUCUAGCCAACUUGGCUACACCCAGACAUACUCUCUCUCUGCUUUUUCUUGUCAUUCAGCGAUAAAAGUGGAGCAAAUGAUGACUGAAAGAAUGGCAUGUAUCAACAGAUGUUACCCUAAAGAGCCCCGUUUGGCUCAUCUAUAAGGCAGUCCACCAACCCUAAGGCUGCAUCUAGUUAGCAGAUCAGAGUUUAAUAUUUUCAUUUUUGUUUGGAUACAAGUGACAAUAAGGGAGCUGGAUUCGAACACAAAACUUCGGAUACAAAGUGAAAUGCUUUCUCCUUAAAUUUCAGAUUCCGAAACUUUAUGGGGGAGAGAAAUUCCAAAUCCUAAGAAGCUUUGUAGCAUGUUGUAUGUCUAAUGACAUGAAUUUUCAGUUUUCAUCUCCUCCUUUUCCUGUCAGAUGGUGAGAUCCAAAUGAUUGGGGUGAUUAGUAAAGGUCUUAAUUAUGAAUCUUGUUGAUUGGGGUGAUUACAGCUUAAAAACAUGGUAUAUUUAGGUCAUGCAAGCCAGACUGGCUUUUGCUUGACUUGGCAGGUGAUUGUGAUGCCCUGCAAAAUCUGUCCCUUUGAUUGGAUUAUGUUUGUUGUUGGGUACUUUUCAAGCAUAAUUAGUGGUGGGUAAGUCAGUAAUUUGAUACACAGAUUCACGAGUCA